GGAAAAGGCAUCAAACAAAUGGGGUGGACCCCCCAUUCACACUCAUUGAACCAAAGGGACAAAAACACUAUCCUCACCCCCCCCCCUUUCUCCCUCACUUUCGGCCAACCCAUAGCCAGCAAGAACAAGAACCUCCCCAGCCUCUUUCCUCCAUUGUUGAAGAGAGUUCAUCAAGGAAGAAUCACACAAAAAGGAGCUAAUGUGUUAAAAGUGUGAAAUAAUUAAUGUAAUGACCUUAUUAUAACUUCUCCUUUAUUUUUCUUCUACCAUAUGAGAUAUAUAUCAUGUGAAGAAUCCUUAAGAGGGUUCUACAUGUUAUAAGUAUGGAUUAAUGGGUUGGAAAGUGAUUCUAUGUCCAAGAACGGACUUAGAAGCCAAAACGACCGGUUCACCGGAAAAUAACCUUUUUGAGGUUAUUUGUAUUAAUAUGGGUUUUAUGAUUAUAAAACAUUGUUAGGAACUUGUGAAAGGUAUUUCAAUAACUUUCACAAAGUUGAAAAAGUCGCCGGAGUUCAUCAAAAGUCGCCGGAGUUUCGCCGGAGUUCAACCAAGAAGGGUAGAAUUUCAUAGCGCUAAUUCGAGACUUCACCAUGAGCCGGAAGAUGUUUAUGUCCCAGGCCAAAAAGCUGGUGGCCAAGGAGAUGGAGGCAGCUCAGAAAGCCGAAGCGUCAAAGGGUUCGGGCGACGGCUCGAAAUCUCAGGCCGAAGCGGCGAAAAAGCCAGUAGUGAAGCGGAAGAAGAAGCCCGAUGAGGGCCAGCGCACCUUGGCUGAGACGGGUCUGGUGCCGGGCCAGGCUGCCAAGAAGACGAGACGAGACCCUGCUUCUGGUGGUGCUGCUGCAGUCGCUGAGCACGCGUCUGAGAUUCCGGUGAUUGAAGACCUGACGCUGGACAUUGCGUCGUCAGCCCUUGCUCCCACUCAACCCGGCGCUGUUGCCAAGGAGAGUACCCGCACCGGCCGUGAUGUGGCCGCGGGCCUGUAUGAGGUGACGGUCCGGUACCCGACGAAGGGCGGGCUCUUCAAUGAGAAGGUAUCUGGGCAUGACGUCCUGUUCCAGGCUAUCCCAGAUGAGGAUAGGGCGUAUUUACGCCGGCAAGGCAAGGAUGUGCGUCUCUUCGAUGGAGGACUAGACUACGUCGUCCAGGGAGCUUUUAUGCUGAUGGAGCAUCAGCGCCGACAGGAGGAGGAGAUGACCCGCCUCCGGGAGGCUGAAAAGAAGGCCGCUUCUGCGGACGA
Molecule: messenger RNA, 1237 nt
Organism: Cuscuta epithymum
Lineage: Eukaryota; Viridiplantae; Streptophyta; Magnoliopsida; Solanales; Convolvulaceae
Source: the annotation of a GenBank genome assembly